This is a messenger RNA of Vicia faba (fava bean), 990 nucleotides long. The record is from the annotation of a GenBank genome assembly. NCBI's taxonomy places the organism in Eukaryota, Viridiplantae, Streptophyta, Magnoliopsida, Fabales, Fabaceae.
AUGGAAAAGAGACUCAUGCAUGCUGUUCAGUACAAUGCCUAUGGUGGAGGAUCCAAUGCCUUAAAGCAUGUCGAAGUUCCCAUACCCAUUCCUAGUAAAGAUGAGGUUUUGAUAAAAUUGGAAGCAGCUAGUAUAAAUCCACUUGAUUGGAAAAUACAGAAAGGCACUCUGUGGCCAAUUUUGCCUACCAAAUUUCCAUAUAUACCAUGUGUGGAUGUAGCAGGAGAGGUCAUGGAGGUUGGUAAAGGUGUUACAAAGUUCAAAGUUGGUGACAAAGUUGUAGGCUCAAUGAGUCCCUUUAGUGGUGGAGGACUAGCUGAGUUUGCUGUUGUAAAGGAGAGUGUCACAGUCUCAAGACCACCAAAAAUGUCAGCAUCUGAAUUCGCCGGCUUACCUGUUGCCGGUAUAACAGCUCUCCAAGCACUUUCCCAAUCAAUAGGAAUCAAACUCGACGGAAGCGGUGAACGGAAAAACAUCUUGAUCACUGCAGCAUCAGGUGGUGUAGGCCACUAUGCAGUUCAGUUGGCGAAAUUGGGAAACACUCAUGUGACGGCCACCUGCGGUGCUCGAAACAUGGAAUUGGUCAAAAGCUUAGGAGCUGAUGAGGUGAUUGAUUAUAAGACACCAGAUGGUGCUGCAUUAAAGAGUCCAUCUGGUAAGAAAUAUGAUGCAGUGAUCCAUUGUGCAAAUGACUUUCCAUGGUCAAUUUUUGAGCCUAAUUUAAGCAUGAAUGGUAAGGUUGUAGACAUAAGUCCUACACCUGGUUCAGUCAUGAGUUUUGCUCUUAAGAAACUUACCUUCCCCAAAAAACAACUUGUGCCAUUGUUUUUACUUCCAAAUUGUAGGGAUCUUCAAUAUCUUGUUGAUUUGGUUAAGCAAGGAAAACUUACAACAGUUAUUGACUCCAAGUAUCCUAUAACAAAAGCUGAAGAUGGUUGGGCUAGAAGUAUUGAUGGUCAUGCAACUGGAAAGAUCAUUUUUGAGUUCUAA